AUGUUAAAGUUAUUAAAAUAUAAUAUUGCAGCAGCAGCAGCUGGAUUACUAGCGUUUGACUUUAUUUACCCAUAAAUAGGAAAAAGAAGUAAUAAUAAUUCGGAGGACAAAAAUGUUGAUGUUUAAAGAAGAGCUAAUUUUCAACCAUUAAAAGAUUUAGAAUGUAAAUUUAGAGAGAUAUUUUUUGAUUUUUAUAAAAUCGAAGGUACUAGAUGGAAAGGACUUUUUUUUGGCUACUCAAAUGAUAAUUAUUGGAUAGAUGGUGCUGGAUAUUAAUUAUCUGAGAACAUAUUUACAAAUCUAAUCAAAACUACACACGAACUUCAUAAUAUGUGCUUAGAAGCUACAGAUAGAGUAUUAAAAGAUGAUCUAUUAUUAAAAGAGGUCUUUGAUAUUCCUAAAGAUAUGUUUCCUAUAAUUCGAAAAUCAUGGGAAAAUAGAUAACUAGAUUUGCUAUCUCGCUAUGACUUUAUUUUAGGGAAAAAUGGGUAAUUAUACUUUUUAGAAGUAAAUGGUGAUACUCCCUCUUGUAUCAUUGAAGCAGGACAAGCUUAAAAGCUAUGGGCUGAAUAGUUCUAACUUCUUUAGUUUAAUAAUAUAGAUUUUGAGAUCAAAUAAGGUUUGUAAAAGAUUAUGGAGUAGAAUGGAAAAUCAAAGCUUUUUAUGCUUUAUAAUUCAAGCUAGGAAGAUAAGUGUACUUUUAAUUAUUUACAUUCUCUAAUUAAACCUAUAUCAACAAAUAUUUCAAUUGACAUAAAAAACAUUUCUUAAAUAGACGAUGUUAUUGAAAAUGAAUUAAAAUCAGAUAACUUUAAAUCAAGUAUUAUUUUGAAGCAAUACCCUUUUGAGUGGUUAGCAUCUGAGUCUACUUAUAAUUUUUUUACAAAUCCUUAAUUUUAUGAUAAUAAAUCAUAAAUAAUGAUUGAACCACCUUGGAAAAUUAUUAUGUCUAAUAAAGCUAUGAGUGUGCUUUUGUAUAACAUGUUUCCCUAAAACCCUCAUUUAGCAAAAGCUAGUCUAGGACCUAUAAGAUACGGAGGUAGCGGUAUUCCUUAAGUAUCUAAGUAAAAAUAUGGAAGGGAAGGAGAUUCUAUAAUUCUUUCUAAUUAUUAUAAAGGUGAUUUUGAAUCUUUCUAAACUGAUUCUUACUAGAAAUUUUCUUCAAAACCCAUAUUUUAAGAGUUUAUCGAUUCUGAUCAUCACUAACAAAGAUACAUUACGCUAAGCUGUUGGGUAAUUUAAGGUAAACCUUGCGGUAUAGUAAUAAGAGAAGACCUGAAUCCAAUUAUUGGAUAAGGAAGCUCUGUUGUUCCUUAUUAUAUUGAAAAAAAAUAAUCAGAAAAUGAAUAGUAAAUAUAAAUAGAUUUAAUUACUGAUACUACUCAGUCUAAUAUUAGGUAAUCACUUUAUGGAAAAGAAGAAUUUAAUUCAAAUACUGACUUGAUUAGAUUACAAGAGAACAUAACUGAAAAAAAGUAGUAUGUUGACCCGUUAUUUCAAAAUAAAAUAAUCAGAUAAAACAAUUACUCCAGUUAUUUAUAGAAAAAAACUGUGAUGAGCUCUACAUAAAAUAAUUAGAUGCACACCUAACUUUUUACUGAUAGGCUUUUAGAUGCAUAAUAGCCUAAUUAAAAUAAGACUACUCAUAGAUAAUCCGCUGGAUCUACAGGAAAGAAGUUUAGUCCUCAUUCCUGA
Messenger RNA from Tetrahymena thermophila SB210, 1695 nucleotides. Its product is annotated as glutathionylspermidine synthase. NCBI's taxonomy places the organism in Eukaryota, Ciliophora, Oligohymenophorea, Hymenostomatida, Tetrahymenidae. The transcript has a single exon. The record is from RefSeq and is a predicted model, not a curated record.